Molecule: messenger RNA, 1305 nt
Organism: Micropterus dolomieu (smallmouth bass)
Lineage: Eukaryota; Metazoa; Chordata; Actinopteri; Centrarchiformes; Centrarchidae
Product: dnaJ homolog subfamily B member 6-like
Exons: 8
Coding region: 165-962 (265 amino acids)
Biological process (GO): protein refolding; positive regulation of proteasomal ubiquitin-dependent protein catabolic process
Cellular component (GO): endoplasmic reticulum membrane; cytosol
Molecular function (GO): Hsp70 protein binding; ATPase activator activity
Source: RefSeq, a predicted model, not a curated record
UCUGAAACUGCAGAAAACAUCCAAACCAUCGACGUCAUGCUUGCUUGGCUCUCGCUGUCUGCGUGGCUCUAUCCAGGUGCAGCAAUAUGAUGUCAUGAGUGCGACAACAGCAGCUAUGCAGGUUCAUCAAGUUUGCUGAAGUUUCGACCCUUCAUCCACUCAUCAUGGUGGACUACUACCAGUUAUUAGGAGUACAGAGAGACGCGUCUGCAGAUGACAUAAAGAAAGCGUACAGAAAGCUUGCCCUGAGGUGGCAUCCCGAUAAAAACCCAGAGAACAAGGAGGAGGCUGAGAAGAGGUUCAAGGAGCUCUCGGAGGCUUAUGAAGUCCUGUCAGAUGCCAACAAGAGGAGCAUAUACGAUCGCUAUGGUAAAGAGGGGCUGACGGGGAACAACGGCGGAAGAGGGGGCCAUUUCCACAACGGAGACCAUUUCCAUGAAGGCUUCACAUUCCGCAACCCAGAAGACGUCUUCAGGGAAUUCUUCGGUGGCCGAGACCCAUUUGCAGACUUUUUUGGUGCAGAUCCAUUUAGUGAUGAUCCAUUUUUCGGCAGCGGCCGGCGGCACCAUAAUCGGGCGGGUCGCAGCCGGACAGGCGGCUCAUUUUACGGGGGCUUUGUUGGUUUUCCUCCCUUCGGUGCUGGCUUCUCACCUUUUGACCCAGGCUUCGGGUCUUUUGGCUCUAUGAGCACCAUGGGUCACAUGGGUCACAUGGCAACCAUGGGCAGUCUUGGGGGUGGAGGCUUCACCUCUUUCUCCACCUCCUCCUUUGGGGGGGGAGGUGGAGGCAUGGGCAACUUCCGCUCUGUGUCCACUUCCACCAAGAUCGUCAACGGCAGGAAGAUCACUACUAAAAGAAUUGUGGAGAACGGUCAGGAGCGGGUGGAGGUGGAGGAGGACGGGCAGCUGCGGUCGAUAACCAUUAACGGCAAUGAGCAGCUGCUGCGGCUGGAACACAAAUAAAGUCCGAAGCAUCCCCUGCUGGAGAAGUGUUACCUCAGCACAAACAUACCAACAAACUUGAGCUUAAAACAGAAGGAAAAAAAGCAACAAAACAAUGUAAUAAUAGUGCUCUACUGUUGUUUGGAUGUACAUACUUAGGUUGUGUUUAUUUCCCCUCAUGUCCUCUCCCUGCUGACUCUUAUUUGUUAACCUACGAUUCCGAUCAGAUGAGUUGGAUGCAGACUUUUCUAUGCAUUUUGUUCAUGUAUUUCUGAAUUGGAGCUGUCCUUAUUUUUUUGGCUCAGGGUGGUGUUAUUGUUUUAGUGUUUGGGACCACAGUAUUGUUUUGAUGUAUAUGACCAGA